UUUGGUUAGUUUGUUAGAGUUGAGGUUUUGAGAAUGAAGUCGGUGCCCACAGAAUGCCUUGAUGCUAGGUGUGCCAUACAUUUCUUGCGCCUGCCAAAACGAACCUCCUCUGGGCUCUGGCAGAAAGUCAGCCAACCAACAUUUUAUGCAGCCCGCACAGCAUCUUCCCUCAACACCGAGCAGCGACGAAGACUUCAAGGUUGACUUAUUGGCGAUAUCUCCGCAAUUGAGAGACAAAACUCAACCUGGCCUUACUCGCAGACGACCGCGCGAUCCUCGAAAGUUCGGAUUCAGUGUCACACCCGCCAAACGUUGACUUCCGUGCCAGGACCUCGCCAGCAUCUCAAUUGGCAAUUUACAUUGGCGGCACAUUACCGAAGUCAUGUCACCAAACUUAGAAGCGACCCCCAAAAACUCAGCAGCAGCGGAGAGCCCUUCUUUGGAGCAAGCCAUCCACAUUGAUCCUGACGGUGAUCUUCUCCUCUGCGUCGGCUCAGAGCUCGGUACCCCCUUGAAUAUUAGGGUCUGUUCCGCAACCAUGCGUCGAGCCUCUCCGGUCUGGAAGAGCAUGUUGUUCGGCCCGUGGAAUGAGUCCAAGCCGGCACACGGUGACUGGGUCGUCUCACUCCCAGAAGAUAAAACAUGGGCUACGCGAAUCCUACUCUCCAUCGUCCAUGGAAACUUUGGUGAUUUUCCCAAGGAAGUGGAGAUUGUCCAGCUCUACGACAUCGCGAUGCUUGCCGACAGGUAUGCUCUGCUCCGCGUGCUUUGGCCCUGGGUCGACCAAUGGCUAGAGUCGGCCAGAAUUAAGGAGCAGAUGACGGGCCAGGAGCGACUGAUGAGAGUUCACGCAGCAUGGCAGCUUGGAGAUGAUGAACUCCUCGCCGCCAGUAUACGGGACCUUAUCUGCGGCAUGGCUGUUGGCUCUACGGAUGAAGGCCGCACCAGGGUCUAGUACGAAGGCGGCGACGCCCUCACGUUCGAGGAACAUGAGGGACCUCCUGACUUGUCGGAGAUUGUGACGGUUCUCCGUCUGUCCUGGUCCAAGAUAUCCUCGACUUCUUCA
Chaetomium strumarium is the source of this 1066-nucleotide messenger RNA. RefSeq lists its product as uncharacterized. The coding region runs from base 383 to 955 and encodes 190 amino acids. NCBI's taxonomy places the organism in Eukaryota, Fungi, Ascomycota, Sordariomycetes, Sordariales, Chaetomiaceae. The record is from RefSeq and is a predicted model, not a curated record. The transcript is spliced from 2 exons.